GGACGCCUACCGGUAUUGCCAGCGCGGCAGUGGCGGCUCUCUCGGUUCCGUCCAGCCGGGUUCUGUAAGGCGAGCUGAGGCGGAGAAAAGGGCGCGGAACUGGAAGCGGGUGAGUCAGGCGCUGGCUACGCGAUAAAGGGAGGCGGCACCGCGGCGCGGGGCUGAGUUGGGUAAGUGCGGCCCCUGCAGUCUCUUCAGGGAGAAGGCGAGGAGAGGGCGAGGAGGAGCCCGCGCCCGGUCCGUGCACCCGUUCUCGCCCUCGUACCCCGCCGCCAUCUCCACCAUGCAGUCCCGGGAAGAGGCUCCGCGCCCCCGCCGCCUGGCCAGUCCCCGCGGCGGCAGGCGGCCCAAGAGGAUCUCCAAGCCCUCGGUCUCGGCUUUCUUCACGGGCCCGGAGGAGCUGAAGGACGCGGCUCACUCCGCAGCCCUCCUGGCGCAGCUCAAGUCCUUCUACGACGCGCGGCUGCUGUGCGACGUGACCAUCGAGGUGGUGACGCCCGGCAGCGGGCCCGGCACCGGCCGCCUCUUCCCCUGCAACCGGAACGUGCUGGCGGCCGCGUGUCCCUACUUCAAGAGCAUGUUCACGGGCGGCAUGUACGAGAGCCACCAGGCGAACGUGACCAUGCACGACGUGGACGCCGAGUCCUUCGAGGUGCUGGUCGACUACUGCUACACGGGCCGCGUGUCGCUGAGCGAGGCCAACGUGCAGCGCCUGUACGCGGCCUCCGACAUGCUGCAGCUCGAGUACGUGCGGGAGGCCUGCGCCUCCUUCCUGGCCCGCCGCCUCGACCUGGCCAACUGCACCGCCAUCCUCAAGUUCGCCGACGCCUUCGACCAUCAUAAGCUGCGAUCCCAGGCCCAGUCCUUCAUAGCCCACAAUUUCAGGCAGCUCAGCCGGAUGGGCUCAGUAAGGGAGGAGAGCCUGGCGGAUCUGAGCUUGGCCCAGCUGCUGUCCAUCCUGCGCCUGGAUAGUCUAGACAUCGAGAGCGAGCGGACCGUGUGUCACGUGGCCGUGCAGUGGCUGGAGGCGGCUCCCAAGGAGCGCGGACCCAGCGCUGCGGAAGUCUUCAAGUGUGUCCGCUGGACACACUUCAGAGAAGAGGAUCAGGAUUACCUGGAGGGGCUGCUGACCAAGCCCAUUGUGAAAAAGUACUGUCUGGACCUUAUCGAGGGGGCCCUGCAGAUGCGCUAUGGUGACAAGCUGUGCAAGGCUCUGGUGCCCAAACCAGAUAGCAGCAGCAGCUGUGUUGUGCCCACAGCAGAAAACCCACCCCAGAGGCUGGGUAUGUGUGCCAAGGAGAUGGUGAUCUUCUUUGGACAUCCCCGAGAUCCCUUUCUGUGCUACGACCCAUACUCAGGGGACAUUUACACCAUGCCAUCCCCUUUAACCAGCUUGGCUCACACCAAGACUGUCACUUCCUCAGCUGUCUGCGUCUCUCCAGACCAUGACAUCUACCUGGCCGCGCAGCCCAGGAAGGACCUCUGGGUGUACAAGCCAGCCCAGAAUAGUUGGCAGCAGCUGGCCGACCGCCUGCUGUGCCGGGAGGGCAUGGAUGUGGCCUACCUCAAUGGCUACAUCUACAUUUUGGGUGGGCGAGACCCCAUUACCGGUGUUAAACUGAAGGAAGUGGAGUGCUACAGUGUCCAGAGAAACCAGUGGGCACUGGUGGCUCCUGUACCCCAUUCCUUCUAUUCGUUUGAACUAAUAGUGGUUCAGAACUAUCUUUAUGCUGUGAACAGUAAGCGCAUGCUCUACUAUGACCCGGGCCACAAUACAUGGCUGAACUGUGCUUCUCUUAAACGUAGUGACUUUCAGGAAGCCUGUGUCUUCAAUGAUGAGAUCUACUGUAUCUGCGACAUCCCGGUCAUGAAGGUCUACAACCCAGCCAGGGGAGAAUGGAGGCGGAUUAGUAAUAUCCCCUUGGACUCAGAGACCCACAACUACCAGAUUGUCAAUCAUGGCCAAAAGUUGCUCCUCAUUACUUCUACCACCCCUCAGUGGAAAAAAAACCGGGUGACUGUUUAUGAAUACGAUACUAGGGAAGACCAGUGGAUUAAUAUAGGUACCAUGUUAGGUCUUUUGCAGUUUGACUCUGGCUUUAUUUGCCUCUGUGCUCGUGUUUAUCCUUCCUGCCUUGAACCUGGACAGAGUUUUAUCACUGAGGAAGAUGAUGCACGGAGUGAGUCUAGUACUGAAUGGGACUUAGAUGGAUUCAGUGAGCUGGACUCGGAGUCAGGAAGUUCAAGUUCUUUUUCCGAUGAUGAAGUCUGGGUGCAGGUGGCACCUCAGGGAAAUGCACAGGAUCAUCAGGGUUCUUUGUAAAUAUUUUGAAGCACUAAGAUGUUUCUACUUCUAUGGAAUGUAUCUUUAAAAGAUAUCCCUUCCUUUUCAUGAAAAAAAAAAUGUUGAUUAGGACUGCAGAUUUGGUUUAGAAAGGGUAACAUUUGAAUUACUAAUGUAAUGUUACAAAGUUAAACAGUCCAUGAAAUCAACCUAUAUGAUAAUUUAUUAUGCUAAAAGUCAAGAUUAAAAUAUGCAAAAACAAACUAUGUAACUGAUUAGAAUGCUUGGUGGUUUCUUGGUUGUUCGAGUAUUUGUUGCACCAGUGGAUUGUUUUGGUUAGUUUACACUGUUUAUAUUUUGAUUAUCUACGUUUGUCUUCUGUUAACGUUUUAAUUCAACUUAGUGCCACAAGGAAUUUAACUUUUUAAUUUUUAUAGUAGAAAAUUGAACUAGAAAUUGUUGGUAGGGUUUUGAAGGUUGUAUUUUCUUUUAGAAUAAUGAAAGUAGUAGAUUUCCCAAAUUUUGAACUAGCCAGUUUCUAGUAUUAUAAGUUACUAUCGUUUCUAUCGUUUGUUAAAUUUGGUGUGGUUUUCUCCCCUUCUGCAAAGAAAAAAAAUUGGUUAUAUAUAUAUAUAUAUAUAUAUAAAUAUAUACAUCCAUCCAAAUAGGGAUUUCAUUUUGAUAAUGUGCAGAAUGGUCUUAAGAGCUCACAGAAAGUAAAAAAAAAAAAAAAAAAAAAAAAAAUCAAGACUCCACUGCUUUAAAAGAAAUUUCACUUUCAAUUUUGGAAUAUAACAUGUAUUUCCUGAGUGCGGCCAUUUUUCUGUCUUAAAAAACAUUCAUUCUAGUAGUGUCAUCAAUUAUUUAAACACCCUUCUAAACCAAAAGAAAAAAGGUAACUUGCUUUGUAAGAUCAUAUUUUUCAUCUAUACCUGAUACACGCUUCAUUGAAUCAAAAGGAACGAUCCUUUUUUUCACUGGACAUGUGAUUGAGUAAUGUAAAUGUUUAUCCAUUGGUCAUGACUAGUCUUAAACAGUGUAUAUGCUUUCGUAAAAUAUUUUUGGCUGUAUAGUUUCGGUUUUCAUCUUAGAGGAUUCUUCAGCAGGAAGUGAUAUAUUCUUUACUGCUUUUGUGAGGUAAUACUGGUUUUGAAAAUAUGUUUAAGCUGAAAAGAGUAUUUUAUUGAGGUCAGUCACUGUCCAUCAACUAUAAAAUUAAAUGCCAGCAGAGACCUUUAAAACUUCAGGCUGUGUAUGGAACUGUUUUGUGUAGCAUUGAAAUGUUCUGUUGAGUUUUGUAAGUCACUGUAUAUGAUUAUCAUCCCGAAGGUAUUUUUGUAUUAAAAGUUGACAUCUAAAGAACAUAACUGGAUGAUGCCAUUUGGGGCCAAUAGGGAAAGUUUAUUUCCUGUAAAAUAUUUCCCUAGCAAUGGUAUACAUGGUUAUUUUAUUAGGGUAUUUGUAUCUGUUCUGUAUUUCUCUGUGAACCAUGCUCCGGGCUUUGUGGGGUUUUGUUUUUGUUUUUGUUUGUCUUUUUGUUUGUUUUUGUGUCACUAUAAAGUAAGGGAAAGUCCAGAACUAGAGACUGAGUCACACAAAACUGAUACCGUUAAAUACUGAGAAACAGAGAUACUUACCUUUUUAAGGGUCUGUUAAUACAUAUGAUUGUCACAAAACACAUCCAUGAUAAAUGGUGUACAUAUAUAUAUAUAUAGAUACUUACAGGUUAUAAAUUUUUCUAAACUGA
Molecule: messenger RNA, 4031 nt
Organism: Canis lupus familiaris (dog)
Lineage: Eukaryota; Metazoa; Chordata; Mammalia; Carnivora; Canidae
Gene: KBTBD7
Product: kelch repeat and BTB domain containing 7
Exons: 1
Coding region: 284-2323 (679 amino acids)
Molecular function (GO): protein binding
Source: RefSeq, a predicted model, not a curated record